This is a messenger RNA of Papaver somniferum (opium poppy), 3237 nucleotides long. RefSeq lists its product as uncharacterized. NCBI's taxonomy places the organism in Eukaryota, Viridiplantae, Streptophyta, Magnoliopsida, Ranunculales, Papaveraceae. Bases 1 to 3237 code for a protein of 1078 amino acids. The record is from RefSeq and is a predicted model, not a curated record. The transcript has 3 exons. Gene Ontology annotation, molecular function: RNA-DNA hybrid ribonuclease activity; nucleic acid binding.
AUGGCUUGGAUGGAGUGUUUCAAAGAUUCAAUUGCAGAAUUCCUUACUAAUGGCAUCUAUGAUCAUUCCCCUAUGGUCAUCAACACUUUUGCAGAUAAAGGAACAUGCCCUAAGGCAUUCAGAUAUUUCAACACUUGGGCUGAUGAGCCUGACUUUUUUGAGGUUAUGGAGGCUGCUUGGAACAUUCCUGUUCAAGGUACCUCCAUGUACAAGUUUGUAACAAAACUCAAGAAUGUGAAAAUGCAUCUUAUAGCUUGGAGGAAAAGCAAGUUCACCCAAUUCAGUGCUCAAGUGUCUGCUGCAAAACAAAAUAUGGAAAACACUCAAAGAUCCCUUCAAAUCAACCCUUUCUGUCCUACAACGAUCAAUGAAGAAAGAGCUGCUGUCACAGACUUUGCUAACAAAGCAAGGCAUGAAGAAGCUAUGAAGAAACAACAGUCCAGGGUACAAUGGCUUAAACUUGGGGACAACAACACUCCUUUCUUCCACAAAUCUAUUCUAGAGAGGAGGGCAAGGAACAAAAUUUUGAUUCUGCAUGAUGACAAUGGGAAUCGGCUCUCAACUGAUGCUGACAUAGCUAAUGAAUGUGUCACCUAUUACAAAACAAUGUUUGGGCAACAAGCAUCCACCCCCAUUGACAUCAAUGCUUGGGACCAAGUAGAUCUUCAUCAAACUAUUACUGAGGAGGAUGCUGCUGCUCUAGAACACAGUGUCACUGCCGAUGAGAUUGUAUAUGGAAUAUCAACCAUUGACUCAGAUAAAGCCCCAGGGCCAGAUGGGUUCUCUUCCCACUUCUUCAAGAGCUGCUGGAGAAUCUUAGGAGCAGACUUCAUCAAUGCCAUUAAUAGCUGCUUCUCAAGUGCUAAACUGCUGGGAGAGGUGAAUGCUACACUCCUCACUCUUAUUCCCAAAAUACCUCAUGCCUCUUCUCUUAAUGAAUUUAGACCAAUUGCUUGUUGCAAUGUCAUGUACAAAUGCAUCACUAAGAUACUGACUGUCAGAAGCAAGCAUAUAGUGAAAUACUUGGUUAGCCCUUGCCAGUCUGCUUUCAUUUCAGGGAGGUCCAUCCAAGACAAUAUCAUGCUAGCUCAUGAACUCUUAAGGAACUAUCAUAGAGACAAUGAAAUUCCACUUCCCUCCAAAGUUCAUCAAAUGGUGGCAAUGUGCAUCACUACUCCCAGGUUUUCCAUUAUGGUCAAUGGGUCUGCUUAUGGUUAUAUUCAAGGUAAAAGGGGAAUUAGGCAAGGAUGCCCCCUCUCUACGUACCUCUUUGUUUUGCUUAUGGAAUUAUUCAACUCCUUAAUGCUGCAACAAGUUCAAUCUGGCUUUUACACCCUGCAUCCUAAGUGCAAAGACCCCACUAUCACCCAUCUCUGCUUUGCAGAUGAUCUUCUAGUGUUCAUGAAUGAAGAUAUUAAGUCUGCUAGAUCUUUGGCCACUGCCCUUUGUACCUUCUCUGCCAGAACUGGGUUAGUUGUCAACAACAACAAGAGCAACAUUUUCUUAUCUUCAGUUGAUAGUGUGACAGAGUUUGGCAUUAAAACAGUUCUUGGUUUUGAACCUGGCUCCCUCCCAGUCAGAUACCUUGGAUUACCACUCUUGUCUACUAGGCUUUCACAUGCUGACUGUGCUCCCCUUGUAGACCAUGUUAUUACUAGAAUCCAAUCAUGGAAGGCAAAUACUCUUUCUUAUGUUGGGAGGAUCUUACUUAUCAAGGCAGUUCUAAGCAGUAUGCUUGUUUUCUGGACAGCUUGCUUUGUCCUUCCUAAGAAAACUAUAAAGGCUCUUAACACUAUCUUCAGAAACUUUCUUUGGGCUUGUAUUGAUCUCACUUACAAGCACCCAUCUGUAAAUUGGACUAUUAUUUUCAUGUCAUUCAAAGAGGGUGGGCUUGGCAUCAGAUGCAUAGCUACCACAAACACAACUGCCAACCUCAGACAUAUCUGGGACAUUGUCAGUAAGAAAGACACCAUCUGGGUUAACUGGGUCUACAAGAACCUCAUCAAAAACAAAUAUUUCUGGUACCUAAAGACUCCAUCUGACCGCUCUUGGUGUUGGAGAAGGAUCUUAGUGCAUAGAGAGGCUGCAAGACAAUUUAUUCUCCACUUAAUUGGCAAUGGGAAUGGAACCAAGCUCUGGAAGGACAGAUGGCUCCCAUAUGAUACCCUUUAUAACCAUUUUUCUCCUCAACUAGCUUAUGAUUCUUACCACCAUAUUGAUGCUACUGUGAGCAGCUGUUUAACCAAUGUACAAUGGUCCUUAUCUCCUAAUAUUUCAAAUGAUCUCACAAACUUCACUGAAGCUAUGCAUGAAGUGAAGACAGAUCCCUUGUUGGAAGAUAGGCUAGUGUGGACAACCAGUAAGAAUGGAGAAUUCUCCACCAUUAUUUGGAACAUAUUAUUAAGAAAGUUGGGGCUAAGAGGGAUAAGACACACAGAUUUGGAUCAACAAAUUGGCUGGUGUGUGCAAAAUCUCAAAGGGAACAAGGAUGUUGGCAUCAUCAGGAAAUUAACAUAUAAUGCUUUCAUCUACCACAUCUGGUGGGAAAGAAAUAGAAGAAUAUUUACUCAGAAAAGCUUAACCCAUGAACUUGUUUAUGAUAAAAUCAUUGAGGAGGUGGAAAUUAAACUUUUUGAUACUGCCAUCAUCAUGCCAGACAACCCAGAAAGUAGAGAUUUAACCAAUGCUUGGAGGUGUGAUACUAGGUUCCUCACUGCAGCCCAUAUGGAAGUUCCAUGGCUGAAACCUGCUGAAGAUGAAGUGGCAGUCAAUACUGAUGGGUCCAUGGCUGAUUCAGAUGCAGGAUAUGGGUCUAUCAUCAGAGACCACAAUGGUACCCCUCUGGAUGCAGUUGCAGGUAGCCCGACCCCCCUCUCCAUUACACAUCAUGAAUUACAAGGAGUGGAAGCAGGUUUUAAACUGGUUGUCACAAAAGGUCACUCAAAAGUCUCCCUCAGGACUGACUCCAUGACGGUGGCCACCUAUCUGCUGAGUUAUGACCCCAAACCCCCUUGGCAUUGUCAUCAUGUAUGGGAGUCCAUCCAGCGCUAUAGAGCCUUGCUAGCUGAAGUGACUAUAUUGCACAAUUACAGGGAAACUAACAGAGCUGCUGAUGCUUUGGCUAGUUCAAAACCAUCUGGAGUUUUUAUAAUAAUUGAUCCCACCAAUUUUGAUGAGAAGCUGAAAAGGAUCAUAGAAGAAGAUGCUUCUGGGAAGCUGUAUAAAAGAAUUAGAUAG